Dovyalis caffra is the source of this 498-nucleotide messenger RNA. Lineage: Eukaryota; Viridiplantae; Streptophyta; Magnoliopsida; Malpighiales; Salicaceae. The record is from the annotation of a GenBank genome assembly.
AUGGACACGGACGUGACGAUGGUUCCGGCAGGCGAGGCAAGUUCUUCUUCCUCAAGGAAACCGAAGCGAUUCGAAAUCAAGAAGUGGAAUGCUGCAUUGAGUGUCAAGCAAAUCAAGCUAGUGCUACGAGCGAGGAGUGCACUGUUGCCUGGGGUGUGUGCAAUCAUGCCUUCCACUUCCACUGUAUCAGCCGAUGGCUCAAAACCCGUCAAGUGUGCCCACUUGAUAAUAGCGAGUGGGAGUUCCAGAAGUAUGGCCACUAAAAUUGAUGAAGCAGAACAGCUGGAUCGACUUCCUGUAGACCAGCACCCGCAGACAGAGAUGUCUCUAAUGACGAGACAUUUUUACUGUUUGUGUGCUCAAAUUCGUGUCGUGAUUAGGGUUUGUAGAACUGUGCAAUCUCAGAGUGGAUCCAGAUUUGAUUUCUCCAAAUGCCAAAACCCAGUUUCUCGAAUUGUUUUGACUGCAGACUGGUUUUAUAUUAUAGCUCCUGUCUGA